AUGAGAUCCGCCUUCAUCAUUCCCGUUUUCCUCGCCUUGGCUGUCGCUGAAGACAGAAACAACAACGGCAGAAACCGAAACAACAACAACAAUAACAACAACUAUUUCAACAGCUACUGGAGCUCCAUCGUCAAUGGUGCCCAGCCUGGGAAUAACAGAGACGUGGUUCCUGGUCAGAGCUCUUCACUGAGUUCAGCUUCUUCAAGUUCCAGUUCCGCCUCUUCUGCUUCAAACCCAUUUAUGGCUUGGACUUCCAUCUUCCCCAGUGCGUCCUCCAGGGAGCCUCUUCCGCAGUCGACCAGCUCGAACACUCCGGCCGAGGCAUCGCCGUCCCCAACUUCCUCGUCGACUUCCAGCUCUGCUCCUCCAACCUCAUCCACUCCUUCAACUUCAGAGACCCCCGUCGAGACAUCCACUCCCACCACGUCCCUGAGCUCGAGCAGCCCUAGCUCAUCCUCGUCAUCCACACUCAGCACCGUGGCCCCCAGUCAGAUACAGUUGACCACUGAAUCAUCGCAGUCUUCUGAACUGCCGCAGACUUCUAGUGAGCCAAGCACCCUGUCGCCAGAACCCCUGUCGCCAGAGACUUCUUCCCAGCCCACUACCUCGUCUGAGCCUCCAGCCGAGCCAACUACAUCCCUGACUCCAUCAUCGCUGAGUGCCGAGGAGCCAACUUCGCUGACGCACCAGGAAUCUGUCGAGACCACCCCGCUGACCACGAGCUCAUCACUGAGCUCUUCGCUGGCUCCCGAGACUUCCACAGUUUCGCCAACGGAAGAGAACCCACUGGCUUUCACUGAGACCACGUCUUCGCUGUCGUCUGAGUCUUCUCUGACCGCCACAACCUCUUCUUCUACACCUGGAACCUCGACCCCUUCCUCGACCCUUUUGGAAUCGACAUCCUCCUCGGAGGCUCCCACUGUCUCGGGUGUUCCAACUAGCAGCACCCACUCUCUGACGGAGGAAACGACUUCUUCUACUCCAUCUUCCUCGGAGACCACCAGCAGCUCAACUUUCUAUGGUGCUGUCCCAUCAAGUGAGAGCACAACUAGCUCGGAACCGGAGACUACUUCUUCCACUAACGAGUUUAGUGAAGCUUCCGGGACACUGACCUCGCUGACACCAGUGAGCCUGACUAUCCCUGAGACGCCUACCAGUCUGACGUUCCCAGAGACCUACGAGAGCCUGACUUUCCCAGAGACUCCCGAGAGCUCAACAUUCCCAGAGACAAGCUCCGAAGCAUCAACCACUUACGAAGCGUUUACCUCUCUGCCAGUGGCCUCAGAGACUUCCUCUCCAGAGAGUGCAUACCCUCUGGCUUCUGAGACAUACGAGUCCACUGGUGCUCCAUCCGAAACCACAGAGUCCACGUCGAGCUACGAGGCUUUCACUACAACAUCGUCUUCUAGUGAACCUCCAACUGAGACUUACGAGCCUAUCCCCAGUUCGUUCGACUCCUCCUCGGAGCAGUUUGUCUCGCUGAGUAUCGCGGAGCUGCCAAGUUCAUCAGAAGACACCAGCACAUUGUUGGCUGUUACACCUUCUGGUAGCAGUGAGACUCUGUACAGCGAGCCAACCGAGACAUCCUCGCAACCUACAGAAGUGACUUCAGAGCUGGAGACUCUCACUCCACCAGAGUCAAGUUGGUCUGAACCAGUCUCAAGCGAGUUCCCCACCACGCUGGACACUUUUGAUGCCGACACAACAACAUCGUCGUAUGUGCCAUCAGAGGAGACAAGCAGCAGUUUGCUGACACCAGCUGCUGUCAUUACCAGCUCUAGCUCCGAAUGGACUCCCGAGUCGCUGGAAACCGAGGUAUCAACCUUUGAAGAGGCAACACUGUCAGUGAAUGAGACAUCAAGUACUCCAUUGCUCUUGACAACUUCUUCAUUGACAUCCUCUCCAACUCUUGACACUGAGAUCACUCUGGAGACCGCUGAGUCGCUGCCAGCAUGGAGCCUGGUUACCACUGAAGAGUCUUCUACAAUUCCUGUGGUCUCGAGUCCAACAACGGAGUCUGAGGUGCUGCUGGAGGUAGAGUCUUUCCAGCCUACCACGAGCUUGGUUUCCGCCUCUCAAAUCACCACCAAUGAUACUUCUGUGGUCGAAACUUCCACAGCAGAAACCUCACCCGUCGAACAGACCUUUGUGUCUCUGCCAACGGAAGCUUCUCUGCCAACGGAAGCCUCUGAAGUGAGCGUGGUAACUCCAGAACCAUCGUCGCCUGUCGAGACUUCUCCAGCUGAGACGCAGCCUGCUCCAACCGAAGAAGCUUCGCUGUCGACGAAGAACUGGUUGCCUACUCAAAUUGUGGCCGAGUCAACUACUUCCUCAACGGAGGGAGAAACUAUCUCGGCUGCAACCACUGCUGCAACGAAGACUUCAGGUUUGCCAAGAGCUAUCACACCAGCUGAAACAGCAUCUCCUGGAAAGGAGUAUUCGAUGAUUUAUAUUGGAUUCAAGGAGAGCUUGAACUACCCAUUUGUGGUCGAGAAUUCCGUCUCAUCCGCUCAAAUCUUUGAGUACCUUCCUAGAGUGUUGCAAUUUCCAUUUGGUGACGCCAAGGACUACAAAGACACACUUGUGAGCAGCUUGGUACCAUACCAUGCUGACGGCAUCGAUUACGCUAUCACAGUGGCCGAGGUUUACUUCCCAACCAAUGCUGUUGAUGCUUUGUCUCAACUUGUGUUAGACGACAACUCGAAAUUGUACAGGAACCCAGAUGACACCGAGUCCAUGUUAGCAUCCUUGAUCGAUAAGAGAAUUCCUAUUGUUGGCCUUAACACUGACGAUGGUUCAUCACUGGGCAACAAUGGUCAGAACUCCGGAUCAUACGACUCUUCCAAUAACCCUGUGAAGAAGAAGGGCACCAUCGCUGGUGUGGCUACUGGUGCAGCCGUGGGUUCAGUCAUCUACAUGUCUUUGAUGAUUCUCUUGUUCAAGAGGUACAAGAAGAAGAAGGCUCUUCAGCUUCCUCCAACAGACAAUGAGAGUUCAUUGGAUUGGAGUUCUCAGGAGGACUCGCACGCCGUGUCCAACUCAAACGGAACUAGUCUGACUAGACCACCUAUCUCCGAACCAGUGAAUGCAUUCAACUCCCUCGGUUGGUCAAACUAG
Molecule: messenger RNA, 3117 nt
Organism: Candidozyma pseudohaemuli
Lineage: Eukaryota; Fungi; Ascomycota; Pichiomycetes; Serinales; Metschnikowiaceae
Gene: MSB2
Product: Msb2p
Exons: 1
Coding region: 1-3117 (1038 amino acids)
Biological process (GO): cellular bud site selection; signal transduction involved in filamentous growth; osmosensory signaling pathway via Sho1 osmosensor
Cellular component (GO): extracellular region; cell surface; plasma membrane
Molecular function (GO): osmosensor activity
Source: RefSeq, a predicted model, not a curated record